CCAAAUGCUGUUUUUUUUUUUUAAAGAUUUUAUUUAUUUAUUUGACAGAGAGAGAUCACAAGUAGAUGGAGAGGCAGGCAGAGAGAGAGAGAGAGAGAGAGAGAGAGAGAGAGAAGCAGACUCCCUGCUGAGCAGAGAGCCCGAUGCAGGACUCAAUCCCAAGACCCUGAGAUCAUGACCUGAGCCAAAGGCAGCGGCUUAACCCACUGAGCCGCCCAGGUGUCCCCCAAAUGCUGUUUUACUGGUACUGGACUGUGAUCCCUAAAAUUUGAAUAUCAUUUGUGUCUUUAAGCAAAUAUCGCCCUAAUCUCUAGGACUCAACUCAGCAGAACCCAGGUGUUCUGUGAGUACAGAUAUAUGCUUGUAGGAACUACUAGUUUUUUGGCUCUGGCAUUGGAGGUAAAUUUGUCACAUCACAGAUUAACAUUUGGAAAAAUGGUUAUAGACAUUUAAUCAAAUAUAUACUUAUUGCUUUGUAAAAUCACAUAUAUCAGGUGAUAAUAGAGUGAUGUUUACCUCAGCAAUAACGUUCUGAGUUUCAGCCAAGAAUAUUAACUCUCAAAAUUUCUCCCCUGAAAACAAAAAUGAAUGCUCUUUCCUUUCAAUAGAAGGAUAAAUAAAAAAAAUAAGUAAUAUAGCUAUUUUUAAAAAAUUCUUAUAUCACAUUAAUUAGGUAAAAUAAUUAUGUUUUCCUAGAAGGCAAACAACGUGAUAAAAUAAUUGCAAAAUUAUUCAGUGACAUUUUACAAAAUGUUCUGAUAUUGGAAGUAUUCUGACAAGACAUGAGAAUUCUUAAAGGCACAGGAGGAUAUCCUUUUAUUAAAUUAAGUCACAUGAGAAAAAUCUUCAUAUAAACAUUUUGAUACAACUUUGUGGAUGACAUAAUGUAGAAUUGUGUGUUUGUUCUUCUGAAAAUUGAGAGUUGGUCUUCAGCAGUUCCCUUCUGAUGUAAAAGAGAUUAUAGAAGGAAACUCUGUGAUUGAAAAUAAAGGGGAGUGAUCUAGGAUCAUGUUGAAUAAAUUUUGUUAAUAAGAUUUGUAGUAAAAAUAAAUAGUCCACUUCCAAAUCUUCAUGUCCUUAGUGUGAAUGCAUUAGGUUAUAUGACAAUGACAACUAAAGCUAUAGAUACAAGGAAGAUUAAUAAUUAUCUGAUUUUAAGGUGGGGGGAUUAUGCUGAAGUAUCAGGAUAAAACAAAUGUAAUCAUGCGGGUCCCUAAAUGCAGAAGGAGGAAGAAGAGAAAAUGUCACAGUGUGAUGUAACAAUGACCUGGAUGUUAUUUUUUCCUAAUUGCUUGGUGAUUCUUUUUACAUUACUAAAAGUUACAACAUUUCAAUUAUACAAACAUCUAUGAGUCCUUAUAUGGCUUUUUAGUAUUCUUGGUAUUGAGUAUGAGACAGGGUAAUGCACAAUGGGAAAGCAAAACUUUCCAUGAAAGAAAUGCAUAAGAGUAUGGAGAAUGGGUACAUUAUCCUGGCAUGAUUAUGGAUAUGUUGUUUGAGAUCUGUCUCCCUCUCUCUCCCCACCUCUCUCUUAACCUCUUUUUCCUUUUCUCUCUCUCUUUGUAGAUAGAUGAAAGAUAGAUAGACAAAUAGGUAGAUAGAUGGCAUAUAUAUAUAUAUAUAUAUAUAUACAUGUGUGUAUAUGUGUGUGUAUAUAUAUAUAUAUAUAUAUUCACACACCCAAAUUGGUGAACAAAUAAUGUUGAGACUGCAUUUCUCAGACUUCAUACAACAUAGUUUUACUGAUUAAUUGGGCAAAAUAAAAAUUAGGUGAAAUAAAAAUUGUGAUGGUGGUGAUUUCGACAACAAAGAUAAUGACAUUGAUGAUGUGAGGUCUAUUUUUUUCAGAUAUACAAAAUGUGUUUUUUUGCCACUAUGGUGAUCACAUCUGCCAUUUAUGUUACUGUUAAAAUAUGCCAAUUUUUACAAGCUGGUCUUGGAGUCUCAGCCAACAUCCUCCUCCUUGUCUUCAACAUCUUCGUGUUCCUUCUGGAUCACAGGCCUAAGCCCACUGACUUGAUCAUCUGUCACUUGUCCUUUGUUCACCUAAUGAAACUCUUUACUGAGCUGUCUUUAUUGUCUGCAGAAGUGUUGGAAUCGCUGAGCUCUAUGAAUGAUGUUGAAUGUAAGGCUUUAUUCUGCCUGAACAGGGUGACAAGGGGUCUCUUCAUCUGCACCACCUGCUUCCUGAGUGUGCUCCAGGUCAUCACCAUCAGCCCCAGCACCUCCUGGUUGGCCAGGUUUAAAUCUAAAUGCACAAAGUACAUCUUUCAUUCUUUUAUCAUCUUAUGGUUUCUCAGUUUGUCUCUCAGCAGUAACUGCGUAUUGUUUUCUGUCGCAUCUUUUAACGUGACCCAGACCAAUCUAUUGAAUGUCGGUAAACACUGCUCACUUUCCCCCAUGGACUCCGUCAUCAGUGGGCUGAUCUUAGCAUUGACGAUAUCCAGGGAUGUCUACUUUGUAGGAGUCAUGCUGCUCUUGAGUGCAUACAUGGUGAUUCUCCUGUCCAGGCAUCAGAGGCGUUGCCAGCACCUUCACAUCACCAGCUUCUCCUCAAGAGCCUCUCCAGAGAAAAGGGCCACCCAGACUGUCCUGGUCGUGUACUGGGUGGACGUCAUCAUCUCAUUCUCCUCAACAAUGCUAUGGACUUAUGACCCAGUCGUCUUGGAUUUCCAGAGGCUUCUGUCCAAUGUCUAUGCCACUGUUAGUGCUUUGGUACUCAUUAGUUCUGAUAAAAAUGAAAAUGUGUUUCAGGAGUGUGGAAAAAUUAUAAACAAUUUCUAA
This is a messenger RNA of Mustela lutreola (European mink), 2784 nucleotides long. Its product is annotated as putative vomeronasal receptor-like protein 4. Gene Ontology annotation, biological process: G protein-coupled receptor signaling pathway. Gene Ontology annotation, molecular function: pheromone receptor activity. Gene Ontology annotation, cellular component: membrane. The record is from RefSeq and is a predicted model, not a curated record. Lineage: Eukaryota; Metazoa; Chordata; Mammalia; Carnivora; Mustelidae.